AAUGACGAGUCAUGUGACAGUGAAAUACUAGAAGCUGUUGUCCGCUCCUCUGUUCUUACUCAGCUCUCAUUCUUCACACUGGAGUCGCUCUCCGAGGAGGUUACUCAGAAUGCUGCCUUUGAUCAUAAUCACAUGCCUACUGGCUUCUGCCUCAUGUAAUACUGAAGAAUCCAACAAUGAGUUGUACCUGACACUCAAUAAGAAUCUACUCCGCUCUCUGGAGACACAGGAAGGACUCCCCAACCCCAGUGUCCAUUUGGCAUUACGGCUUUCUAAUUACCACAACCUCGCCAAAGAGAGCGAACACCUGAAUAAACUGAAAAAUGAUUUGCACAAUGAUAUUCAGAGCUCUCUCUCUAACAGCCGGGCUGUGGUCGGCACCUUGGCGCUGUACACUCUGGCUCUGAAGUCCUCCUGCUACGACAUCCACACAGUCACCUUCACCGUCAGUGAGAGGAGUGAGUCGCUGCUGACACACCUGAAGAAGCAGUUGGAAGACGAGAAAGAUCAUAUUGCCUCCAGCCACCGCCCUUUGACCAACUAUUACCAGUACUCUCUGGGUGUGCUCGCUCUUUGCGCCAGCGGCGUCAGGGUCAACCACCAUGUCAGCAACAAGCUCGUCAAGGCAGUACAACAUGAACACUUCACACAUGGAGACUCUGAUACCUAUGCCAUGGCUGGAAUGGCACUCCAGUGUGUGAAGGAUGCCGGUUGUAAUGCGCUGAUCACUGCUCAGGUCAACACAGCCCUCAGCACGGUCAAGCAGAAGCUCUUGGCCUCUCGUAGGACCGAUGGUCAUCUUGGCAAUGAGUUCAGCACAGGCCUCGCAGUUCAAGCCUUAUUGGCAAUGGGCAGCCAAGCUGCAGAGUAUGCUUCCUCAAUAGAGGCCAUGAGGACAGGCGCCAGAAGCAACACAUACCAUAACCCCAUGGCCAUAUCUCAGAUCCUGCCAGCUCUCCAGCAGAAAUCCUACAUGUCGGUUAAAAGCAAGCAGUGCGACAAUGAGGAUGACACGCUGGUGCUGGAGCCCAUAGAUCCUGUGGUAGUUUUACCAAGCAAGACCAAAGUGGCUGUGAUGGUGGAAGUGGUGACGUCCAGCGGGGCGGCUGCUCUUUACUCUGUGGAUGUGCCAAAGAGAAGCUCUCUGUUGGAGGCUCUUGAACUUCUCAAGGGGAAAAAUGUUGGCUUCACGUUUGAGAAGGAGUCCAGCCUGUGGGGACCGUUCUUAAGUGCGGUGAACGGCGAGCAGGCCAGACAGAGCGACCGCAGAUACUGGCAUCUCUCCUCUGAUGGCACUGCACUCAGUCAGGGUGUCAAUGAUUUCAAGAUUGAGGCAGCUCAAAAUAUCAGCAUCAAAAACACAAGCUACUGAGUCAGUCACUGCUGAUAACAGUGAUUAAUGAGGAUCAAAAGCAGUGCAAUCUUGAGUCUUUUUUCUAUCCUUUGUUGUUUUAACCAGUGAUUAAACUUAAAUUGUCUGAUGACAUAAUCUGUGAAUAAAUGGUCGAACUGGUUUCACAUAAUUUUUGCAUUUCAAGGUUUGAAGCUUGAAUAAAAGUGUAAUUUAGAACUAAUUGAACAGACAUAGCUGUGAAUAUUCCAACUUUAGUAUGUGAAUUGUAUUUUUUUUUAUAAUGGAUUGUUAAAUGAGUGUGAAAUGUUCAUUCAAAUGUAUUGCAAAGCGUGAUUGCACUUUUUUAAACAAAUAAAAAAAAGUUGGAAUGGCUUUUUAAAUGAUG
Messenger RNA from Sebastes umbrosus (honeycomb rockfish), 1739 nucleotides. It is a transcript of the gene tcn2, whose product is annotated as transcobalamin II. Gene Ontology annotation, molecular function: cobalamin binding. Gene Ontology annotation, biological process: cobalamin transport. Lineage: Eukaryota; Metazoa; Chordata; Actinopteri; Perciformes; Sebastidae. The transcript is spliced from 10 exons. The record is from RefSeq and is a predicted model, not a curated record. Bases 110 to 1372 code for a protein of 420 amino acids.